AUGGUGUUCGAGCGACUUCGGAGAUAUCAACUUCGAAUGAAUCCAUUGAAAUGUGCCUUUGGAGUUACUUCUAGAAAAUUCCUUGGUUUCAUUGUUCGACAUCGGGGAAUCGAAAUUGAUCAAGCCAAAGGUGAUGCAAUUUUGAAAAUGCUCGAGCCUCGAAAUAUUCAUGAGUUAAAAAGUCUGCAAGGGAAGCUAGCUUAUAUUAGAAGAUUCAUUUCGAAUUUAGCUGGAAGGUGCCAACCAUUCAGUCGUCUCAUGAAGAAGGGCGCCCCUUUCAAGUGGGACGAAGCAUGUACUAAUGCUUUCGAGAAUAUCAAGUCAUAUUUAACGAAUCCUCCAGUUCUAGUAGCCCCUGUACCUGCAAAACCAUUGAUACUGUACAUUUCAGCACAAGAAAGGUCAGUUGGAGCGUUGUUGGCCCAAGAGAAUAGCGAAGGGAAAGAAAAUUCUCUUUACUACUUGAGCAGAAUGAUGACACCUAAUGAGCUGAAUUACACGCCAAUUGAAAAGUUGUGUUUGGCGCUAGUCUUCUCGAUUCAAAAGCUGAAGCACUACUUUCAAGCUCAUAGUGUUAACCUCAUUUCCAGAGCAAAUCCCAUCAAGUUUGUGAUGUCAAAACCAGUCCUCAGUGAUCGACUAGCAAGGUGGUACCUCCAGUUUCAACAAUUUGAGAUUACAUACAUCCCUCAAAAGGUUGUAAAAGGACAGGCAUUGGCAGACUUCCUAGCAGAUCACCUGAUACCUAAUGAUUGGGAGCUAACUGAUGAACUUCCCGACGAAGAUGCAAUGGUCGUUGAAAUUCAAUCUCCGUGGAAAAUGUACUUUGAUGGUGCUGCACAACGUGAUGGAGCUGGUGUGGUGUUUGUUACUCCGCAGGGAGAAGUUCUACCAUACUUCUUUACUUUGACACAACGUUGCUCCAACAAUGUCGCUGAAUAUCAAGCAAUAAUACUUGGACUUGAAAUGGCCAUCGACAUGAAGCAGUUCUACGAAGUCAAGAAGCCUGAAUUACUCCCCUAUCAUGGUUAUGCUCAGAAAUUGAUAGGAUGGCUUGGUGAUGUGACGCUUCAGCAUGUUCCUAGGAGGGAAAAUAACAAAGCUGAUGUUUUAGCUGCUCUAGCUUCAGCGCUUAUUCUGCCAGAUCAAACACAAGUGACUAUAUGUCAAAAAUGGGUAGUACCUCCGUCAAAUGAGGAUGAAGGCGCGGAAAGUGAGCUUGAGAAUCUCGUAGCUGUUUCUGAAGCUGCAAAGGAAGACUGGCGACAACCCAUCAUUGACUACUUAAGUUAUGGGAUACUUCCAGAAGACUCAAGAAGAAGAACUGAGAUUCGUCGUCAUGCACCUCGAUUCCUUUACUACAAGGAUACCUUAUAUAGAAGUUCUUUUGGAGGGGAUACUCUUGCGAUGUUUGGGGGAGGAUGA
Messenger RNA from Lycium barbarum (goji berry), 1425 nucleotides. RefSeq lists its product as uncharacterized. The coding region runs from base 1 to 1425 and encodes 474 amino acids. The transcript is spliced from 2 exons. The record is from RefSeq and is a predicted model, not a curated record. Gene Ontology annotation, molecular function: nucleic acid binding. NCBI's taxonomy places the organism in Eukaryota, Viridiplantae, Streptophyta, Magnoliopsida, Solanales, Solanaceae.